Molecule: messenger RNA, 1809 nt
Organism: Pollicipes pollicipes
Lineage: Eukaryota; Metazoa; Arthropoda; Thecostraca; Pollicipedomorpha; Pollicipedidae
Product: phosphatidylinositol 3-kinase catalytic subunit type 3
Exons: 11
Coding region: 140-1678 (512 amino acids)
Biological process (GO): phosphatidylinositol-mediated signaling; endocytosis; phosphatidylinositol-3-phosphate biosynthetic process
Cellular component (GO): phagophore assembly site; endosome; phosphatidylinositol 3-kinase complex, class III, type II
Molecular function (GO): 1-phosphatidylinositol-3-kinase activity
Source: RefSeq, a predicted model, not a curated record
GUUAUCUACUGUUGAAUGAGGGCUGAACAAAUGAUUGGUAGAUCACAGUCACCUGCAAUGAGCUGAAGCACACUGUGGAAGACAGCAAGAAUUAGCAUAUACACUCAGCAAGAAUUGGCAUACAAACUCAGCCAGCAGUAUGGGAUCACAGGAAUAUGAUGACAAGUUUUAUUAUGUGUACAGUUGUGACUUAGAUGCAAACUUACAAGUCAAGAUCGGGACGCUGGAGGGCGAGCGGCGACGGCCCGACUUCGAGGACCUGCUGCUCGACCCGAUGCUGGAGUUCUCCGGCAGGUGGCAGCAGCAGUGCUCCGACAUGUACGUCGAGGUGCAGGUGCGCGGCGCUGACGGCGAGCUCGCGCUGCCCGUCACCACCUCUUACAAGGCCUUCACCACCCGAUGGAACUGGAACGAGUGGCUGACGCUGCCCGUGCGCUACUGCGACCUGCCCGAGGACGCCUCACUGCGCUUCACCGUGUUCGAGCCCAGCCGGCCGCAGUCGGCCGCCGUCGUCGGCUCCACCAGCAUCCCGAUCUUCACCGCGGAGGGCUGCUUCAACCAGGGGCUGCACGACCUGAAGCUGGCGCCGGUGGAGUCUGAGGGUGGCGGCGGCGAGGGGGCCGCCCUCGCUGACCCCGCCCCCUCCCCCGCCCCCGCCGCUGGUACCGUCGGCUCGCCUAAGAAGGACGCCACCGAUCAGAUGGAGAGGCUGAGCAAGCUGACGAAGCGGCAUCGGAACGGCCAGCUGCAGCAGGUGGACUGGCUGGACCGGCUGACGUUCCGCGAGAUUGAGCUGAUCAAUGAGCGCGAGAAGCGCUCCUCGUCGGCGCUCUACCUCAUGAUCGAGUUCCCCAAGAUCCUGUGCGACAAACAGGAGUACGCGAUGGUGUACUUCGAGCAGGGCGCCAACAUGGAGGUGCAGUACCGCACCUGGACCGACCUGGUGACCGUCGACGAUCACGAAGCGGAGCUGGACAACCUGCUGGAGCUGAAGCACCAUCACCUGGCGCGCUCGCUGCGCUCGGGGUUCGUGCAGUACGUAGAGUCCUCGGCGGUGGCCGAGGUGCUCAGCACCGAGGGCAGCAUCCUCAACUUCUUCCGCAAGCACCACCCGUCGGAGGCGGGGCCGUACGGCGUCAGCGCCGACGUCAUGGACACCUACAUCCGCAGCUGCGCCGGCUACUGCGUCAUCACGUACCUGCUGGGCGUCGGGGACCGACAUCUGGACAACCUGCUGCUCACCAAGGACGGCAACCUGUUCCACGUUGACUUCGGCUAUAUCCUGGGCCGCGACCCCAAGCCGCUGCCGCCGCCCAUGAAGCUCAGCAAGGAGAUGGUGGAGGCGAUGGGCGGUGUCAACUCGGAGCACUACCAGACGUUCCGCAAGCAGUGCUACACCGCCUUCCUCCACCUCAGGAGGCACGCGGAUGUCAUCCUGCACCUGUUCUCGCUGAUGGUGGACGCCAACAUCCCCGACAUCGCCCUGGAGCCGGACAAGACGGUGCGCAAGGUGCAGGACAGUUCAGGUGAGAGACCGCCAGCGGCGCAGACCCGGCUCGACCUCUCGGACGAGGAGGCGGUCGGCUACAUGCAGAACAUGAUCGACGUGUCGGUGACGGCCGUGAUGGCCGCUCUCGUCGAACAGCUGCACAAGUUCGCCCAGUACUGGCGGCGGUAGGCGGACCUGCCGCGCUGGCGCGCGCGCGCGCGCAGCCGGCGCCAUGUGAUAUGUGAGACCACGCCGCGCUGCCUAUUGCCAUUAUUUAUCGUGUCAUUCAGGUGUAUGUGCAUUAAUAAACCAUUUGUAUA